Molecule: messenger RNA, 1093 nt
Organism: Serinus canaria (Common canary)
Lineage: Eukaryota; Metazoa; Chordata; Aves; Passeriformes; Fringillidae
Exons: 2
Coding region: 284-1093 (269 amino acids)
Molecular function (GO): RNA-DNA hybrid ribonuclease activity; RNA stem-loop binding
Source: RefSeq, a predicted model, not a curated record
GGCAAAGCAGGGGGUGGCUCCCACAAUAGCUCAAUUUAUUACUUUAGGGUUAUUACAAGAAUGUGAAUCGGAAUACAAUACCCCUAUAUUCCCGGUGCGUAAGCCAAAUGGUAAGUACAGGCUAGUACAGGAUUUAAGGGCAAUUAACAAAAUAGUUAAGGACAUCCACCCAGUGGUUGCUAAUCCUUACACUUUGUUACCAUCUGUGUCAGAACGCUUUAAAUAGUUUACUGUGAUUGAUUUGAAAGAUGCCUUCUUCUGUAUCCCACUGGCCGCGGAAAGCAUGAAGUACUUUGCCUUUGAAUGGGAAGACCCUAACACAGGACUUAGGAAGCAGCUGACAUGGACACGUUUACCCCAGGGGUUCAGCAACAGCCCCACAAUCUUUGGCAAUCAGUUGGCCAAGGAACUGGAGGAAUGGAGGACCACCCAGGUGAAAGAACCACCGUCUAGUGAAACAGCAGAAGGGGAAUUAGCUCAUGACUGCAUGGAAAUAAUUGAGCAGGUGUACUCCAGCCGGAUGGAUCUGAAGGACACACCAAUGGAAGAUCCCGACUGGGAGUUGUUCACAGAUGGAUCAAGCUUCGUGGAAAAUGGGACCAGGUAUGCCGGGUACUCUGUUGUCUCCACAACCCAAGUUAUAGAAGCCAAAGCAUUACCUCCAGGAACCUCGGCCCAGAAAGCGGAGGUCAUAGGCCUUACAAGGGCACUGGUACUCAGCGCUGGAAAGAAGGUAAACAUUUGGACUGAUUCUAAAUAUGCUUUCGGGGUAGUACACAUACAUGGAGCUUUAUGGAAAGAGAGGGGAUUACUUAGUGCACAAGGAACUAUGAUCAAACAUCACACAGAAGUUUUAGCCUUACUAGAAGCAGUCCACAAGCCAGAAAAGGUGGCCGUCAUGCAUGUACGUGGGCAUCAGAAAGAAGAAGGAAAAAUUUUCCAAGGAAAUCGCCUGGCAGAUUCGGCUGCCAAGGAGGCUGCACGGCUGGUAUGGACCCAGAUGGCUUUGAUCCCUACAAAGGUAACCCCUAUUUCUCCUUACUUAAACAACCACCACACUACUCAUCAGAGGAAGAAGUGGCCAAAUUGUUGA